GUACGUAAAUGCAGCAUUAGGCCAAUCUGAGCUGCCGUAGUGCGUCACAUGUUGACUAGGUUUGCUAGUUGAUGCUAACGAAAGCUUGACAAAAUCUAGAAAGACAAAGGCAAAAACGAAAAAUUACAGAAAUAACUGUUCUUUUGUUUUCGGCACUGUGUACGUUGCUUUAAAAUGCCUUAAUAUCUCCGUGUAUUGUUGGAUAAAACACACCUGUUAAUGUUAUUUAUUCUGAUAAGCUAACGUAGCUAGCCUGUUUGCUAGCCAGGAAGACUUGACAUCUCACUGUUGGCUUCAGGUUAGCUAACAUAGUCAACAUAGGAGCUAAAAUAAAGAGUAACACCUAUGGUGGUCCUCCAUCUUCCCAUCCAGAGCUCCAGAUGCGGCUAAAAGACCCCUUCUCUUUGAAAGCCGCCGAUAUGACUAAGCGGACUAAUAAACCGAGGAAACCUCGAGAUGAGGAGUCAUCAGAUGAAGUCAGUGGGUUGACUUGCCAGCAUGUGAGUAAAGCAGUGGACCUGAGCUCAGUGAAGAAAUCGGUGCUCUCCAGUGUGUGGUUGGUGUGCUCUGAGUGCCUUAAGGAGAGGACCAUGAUCGACGGAGAGCCAGCAGCAUCCCAUGACAUCCUGGUGUGCUUAAAGUGUGGUUUACAGGGCUGUAACCAGUCAGGGAUCCAGCACGCUGUCAAGCAUCACCAAGCAUUCCAUCCAGAGUCUCACUGCAUCACCAUCAGCUUGAGCACAUGGAAGGCCUGGUGUUUUGAAUGUAAUGAGGAGCUCUCCACUCACUGCAACAAGAAGGCUUUGGCUCAGACCCUGGACUUUUUACAAAAGCACUCUGUCAAGGCAACAUCAGGAGCAUCACCCAAGAUCAUUAAGCUGCAAGAAGAACCAUCAGAUUAUACUGAUCCGCCCAAAGGCAAGAGUCCAGCCAUCAACAGCACCUUGGUCCCUGUCAAAGGCAUAAAUAACCUCGGUAACACCUGCUUCUUUAACGCUGUUAUGCAGAACCUGUCUCAGACACAUAUGCUCAUUGACCUCAUCCAGGAAGUGAAGGAGAAAGGGUACAAACUGAGGAUCUGCCCCCCUGUCGAGACCAAUUUGAGUCCAUUGACAGUAACGCUGCCCAGUCCAGAGCCCCUGACUGCGGCCAUGUUUCUCUUCCUACAGAGCAUGAAAGAACCUGGGAAAGGCCCGCUUAAUCCCAAGAUCCUCUUCAACCAGCUCUGCCAGAAGGCUCCACGCUUCAAGGGCUACCAACAACAAGACAGCCAGGAGCUUCUGCACUACCUAAUGGACUCUAUACGAGUAGAGGAAACUAAAAGGGUGAAAGCGGGAAUUCUGAAGGCUUUCAACAAUCCCACAGAGAAGACAGCAGAUGAGGAGACCAAACGCCAAGUCAAAGCUUAUGGGAAGGAGGGUGUGAAGAUGAACUUCGUCGACCGCAUCUUUGUAGGCGAGCUGACCAACACAAUUAUGUGUGAAGAGUGUGAGCAUAUCUCCACAGUGAAGGAGGCUUUCAUAGAUAUCUCUUUACCCAUCAUAGAGGAGAGGAUAUCAAAACCAACCAACCCUGGUAGGCUGGGAAAGGGCAGCCGGGAGCAAGACACCCACGUGACUCACAGUGACCAGGUUCUUUCUGCAGCGCAUUCUGUCAACAGAAACACCAGGAAGCUGAGCGGACAGGAUAUUAUCUGCCAGAAACAGCAGAGCAGGAGGUCUUCAAGCUCUGUGGAGGAAAAGGGAGCAGGCUGCAGUGCAGAGCGGCCAGAGGAGGAGGGGAUAGCUGGAGGAUCAGCACGUGGUAUCUCAGUUUUCAAAAUGGCCGCUGCCGGCAGCCUAUCAGAUGGCAGUGAAAGAGACUCAGGUGCUCAGGACAGCAGUAAUGACGCUGACAGUGAGGCCUCAGAGAGCGAGUGGGCUCCACGCACCUCUUCCUCCAGCCACGGGCACAUGUCCACCCCAUCGUCCAUUUCCACCCUCACUCCAUCUCCUACGCCUGUCUCUGCCUCCUCCCCCUCGUCAUCAUCCUCCACGAGGCAAGGUGGCGCUGUAGAGCAACUAGUUACUGCCGUGUCUAAAGUCAACCUCGGCUUCACUUCUGGGGACUACUCUCCCGCUACACACUGUUCUCCAGAGGAGCAGGGAGAAACGCAGUCACGAGAUAACCUCCACCAUCAACACCAUCAGGGGGCCUUCCAGGUUCUGUCCCACAGUUACACACCCAGUUCCAAGGAGUGCUCCAUCCAGUCCUGCCUCCACCAGUUCACCUCUGUGGAACUGCUGAUGGGCAACAACAAGCUGCUGUGUGAGAGCUGCACUGAACGCAGACAGAAACAGCUGCGCAAGAGCAGCUCAGCCGAUAAGAAGGUGGAGAAGAUUUAUACCAGCGCUAGGAAGCAAAUGCUAAUAUCCUCACUGCCUCCUGUCAUCACAUUGCAUCUUAAACGCUUCCAUCAGGCAGGGAUGAACUUACGAAAAGUGAACCGCCAUGUUGACUUUCCCCUGAUCUUGGAUCUGGCUCCUUUCUGCUCGGCGUCCUGCAAGAACUUGGCAGCUGGUGAGCGUGUCCUCUACAGUCUUUAUGGGAUUGUCGAACAUAGUGGCUCAAUGCGGGGGGGUCACUACACCGCAUAUGUAAAAGUGCGCUCUACCCAGAGGAAAACAGAACAGUACCACAGGAACCUGUCAGGUGCGAGGGAUGCCGGUAGCAGCUCCCAGGGCCAGUGGGUGUACAUCAGUGACACCACCGUUCAGACGGUACCAGAGUCAAGGGUACUCAACUCUCAGGCAUACCUGCUCUUCUACGAGGAAAUGCUGUAAUGUGACUAGUGAAAGUAUUUCUCCAUAGAUCUGUUUUGCUUUGCAUUGUUUUUGGUACAUGCCUGUACUACUUCUCUUACUGUAUCUGUGAGUAGGUGGAGGGAAGGAAAGGAAAAGACUUCACUGUACACUCACUUGUCUUACAUGAGAGGAAUGACCAUUUGGUCAUUUCUCAGUUAAAAUUGCCGCUUAGAUAUAUAAAAAAUAAACAUUAGAUGUUAAAGUUAUUAUUUUCUGCUUUGAUAUAGCCUAGAUUUUCAUUCAUGUUUCCUGUUGAAUCCUACCCUUUAAAAAGAGGUCAGGAGAAAAGAGUGUUACUGAAGCUGAGCUGUUCUAACUUUAUCAUCUAUCUCUGUCACGAUUACGUGCCUGAGAUAUUAACUGCACGAGGGAGUUUGCUAUAGAAACUAACAGGAAAUAAGCAGAAUUACCGCAUGCUAAACUGCGCUCAGUACUGACUAGUUGAUGUCAAGUGUGUGUGUGUGUGUGUGUGUGUGUGUGUGUGUGUGUGUGUGUGUGUGUGCACGCACAUACACACAUUUGAGUGAAUGAGUGAGUGAGAGACGGGAGAAUGUAGAUGUAAGGUGCUAUGUGUAUCAUUGGCACAUCAGUAAACCAUUGCCACAUUAAAUCUGAGUUAGUAUUGUAGUUAGUGUAAUUAACGUAUACACUCAAGGCCAUCAUGAAGAAGAUUGGCUUCUCUGUCUGCAUUCUACACAAAAGAUUUUUCAUUGUGUGGCACUGGCUCAGAUUUGUUGAGAAGUGUGUUUGAUUGUUUCUGGCAAUGGCAGAUGAUAGAUAGCAAGAAAUGCCAAGAGAAAAAAUGAAUUCAGACAUGUUUGUCCUUUUCAGUGAAGAGAAUGAUGUAUGAUGACAAGUAGCAAUAUCAUUUGUGACAGAGUUUAUGGGAAAUAUGGUUGUACAUUUGAAAAACUCAAGCACUAAUAAUACAGCACCAAUGGCGAUACAUAGUGGCUAGAAAUUGUCUCAGCCUAUGCCUAUUUAUUUAUUUAUGAUAAUAAGAAUAACAAAGCUAUCACAGCUUAUAGUAUUUUACAUUGACAUACUGGUUUAAAUUGCUACACAUAGCACCUUUUAAGAAUUAGCACAACAUUUAUUUUACAGCCUACUUUAAAUGGAUUGUUCUUUUUUUAACGUCAGAAUGUAUAAAUGUAAGACUAUCAGUGAAUUACAUUUGCCAAAGACGAGUUUUGCAACUGCAAGUCAGAGCAGAAAAUCAGAACCAAACACUCAAGGAGUUUACGUCAUACAGAGUUUGUUCUCUCGAGGUCAUCAGUAUGGUUCUCGAGUGUUGUUGCACAAACAAACAUACUCAACGUUUAUCAGACCAACAAAGCACCUUGUCUGCCUUCAUUGUAUUUCAGCUCUACUGUAACUGUGUAGGCGCACACACAAACCCAUUAAGAUGUUCAGAAGAGUCCGCGCUGUGACUUUUAAUUCCCUAAUACUAUCAGUAAGGUUGAGCAAAAAAUAGAUAUAAUUUAAAAAAAACUCAAAGGCUUUAAGCCUGACGAGAAAAACAUCUUUGCUGUAUUGUGCAUGGGUUAAUGUUCUAAUGAAUGUAUUGCCUAUUCUUAAAAUGUCUAUGUGAAAUGAGCAGUUCAUCUUUUUCUAUGAAAAUAUUUUAGAUGAAAACAUUUUUCUUGUGUGUUGGACAUUUGCCAAAACAGGAGAAGGGAAAGGGUUGAACACGUGUGUCAGAAUCUAGAGGUUUAUUAUUUUCUUUUGAAACAAGGACAAAUUCAGUGCCUAUGCUUCAGGUUUAAGAAACCUGUGCAUGGUCAGAAGAAAAACAUAUGCAUAGUCAAUUGCAAAGAGGGAUAUGUGUGGCAUAUUUAUGUACAGUAUAACUUACUGUAAGCAAAAAUAAUACGGAGUAUAUGUUGUUGUACAUACUAGAAACAAUUCAAAACCAUGGUGCUUCAGGCGUGCAGGGUUUUUCCUCAAGACAGAAUUGUUUCCAGAAAAUCAUUUAAUUUCAGUUAUGAAAUUAUAAACAUUUGGAAUGAGUAUAACUACAUACUGUAUCAAAAUAAAUCUUAUUUAUGAACUGAA
Siniperca chuatsi (mandarin fish) is the source of this 4898-nucleotide messenger RNA. It is a transcript of the gene usp45, whose product is annotated as ubiquitin specific peptidase 45. Gene Ontology annotation, biological process: protein deubiquitination. Gene Ontology annotation, molecular function: cysteine-type endopeptidase activity; zinc ion binding; cysteine-type deubiquitinase activity. Gene Ontology annotation, cellular component: nucleus; cytosol. The transcript is spliced from 19 exons. Bases 381 to 2822 code for a protein of 813 amino acids. The record is from RefSeq and is a predicted model, not a curated record. NCBI's taxonomy places the organism in Eukaryota, Metazoa, Chordata, Actinopteri, Centrarchiformes, Sinipercidae.